AAGUAUUGCACGCUGUUAUUUUGGUACUGUAGCCAAGCAGACCACUGAAUGGCUUGAGACAGCGUCUCAUUCUUUAUUUGUAUGUUCCCAGCAGAAAGAGCUCACGUCAAAGAAAAGAGAUGAGUUUGAAGAUAUCUUGGAGGAAAGACGAUUGUCCAGCGACUUGAGAUAUGCGAUGAAAUGUUAUACUCCUGUAAUCUACAAGGGACUUUCACCUUGCAAGCCAAACGCUAUUAAAAGUGCUGUUCUCCACUCAGAGCAAGUUCAAUACGUUAUCAAGCAGUUAGCAAAAGAGAUGGGAGAAUCACCUGAUAUUAUUCAAGAAGAAGCCAUGGAAAUCCUGGAUGAGAUGGGCCACAGCAUGCAAUUAGGAGCUGUCAGAUUUUUUGCCUUUACUCUGAGCAAAAUAUUUAAACGGCUUUUCCAGAGAGUUUGUGUGAAUGAAGAAGGAAUGCAGAGAUUGCAACACGCCAUUCAGGAGCAUCCAGUUGUACUGCUGCCCAGUCAUCGAAGCUAUGUAGACUUUUUGAUGCUGUCUUACUUGCUAUAUACGUAUGACUUGGCUUUGCCUGUCAUUGCUGCAGGAAUAGAUUUCUUAGGAAUGAAAAUAGUUGGUGAGCUGCUACGAAGGGCAGGUGCCUUUUUUAUGCGACGUUCCUUUGGUGGGAACAGACUCUACUGGGCAGUGUUUGCUGAAUAUGUAAAAACGAUGUUAAAGAGUGGCUAUGCCCCAAUUGAAUUUUUUCUUGAAGGGACUAGAAGCCGCACCGCCAAGACUCUGACUCCAAAGUUUGGUCUUCUCAGCAUUGUGAUGGAACCAUUUUUUAAACGUGAAGUUUUUGACACAUACCUUGUUCCCAUCAGCAUCAGCUACGAGAGGAUAUUAGAAGAAUCUCUCUAUGCAUAUGAACUCCUAGGAGUCCCAAAGCCCAAAGAAUCUACAUCUGGGUUGUUAAAAGCUAGAAGAAUCCUCAGUGACAAUUUUGGUACCGUACACAUCUACAUUGGCCAGCCAGUAUCACUUAGAACCUUGGCAUCUGGGAGAAUCAAUCGGUGCCCAUACAAUUUGGUUCCCAGGCAUCUUCCCCACAAGCCAUCUGAGGAUAUCCAGGAAUUUGUCAGUGACGUAGCUUAUAAAAUGGAGCUCCUGCAAAUAGAAAACAUGGUUUUGAGCCCAUGGGUGCUAGCUGCUGCUGUCCUGCUCCAGAAUUUGCCAGCCAUGGAUUUUGAACUUCUAAUAGAAAAGACCCUGUGGCUUAAAGGCUUAACACAGACUUUUGGAGGAUUCAUUGAAUGGCCUG
Molecule: messenger RNA, 1301 nt
Organism: Fulmarus glacialis (Northern fulmar)
Lineage: Eukaryota; Metazoa; Chordata; Aves; Procellariiformes; Procellariidae
Gene: GNPAT
Product: glyceronephosphate O-acyltransferase
Exons: 8
Biological process (GO): ether lipid biosynthetic process
Cellular component (GO): mitochondrial membrane; peroxisomal membrane
Molecular function (GO): glycerone-phosphate O-acyltransferase activity
Source: RefSeq, a predicted model, not a curated record